This is a messenger RNA of Abrus precatorius (Indian licorice), 849 nucleotides long. RefSeq names its product transcription factor HEC3-like. The transcript has 2 exons. The coding region runs from base 1 to 849 and encodes 282 amino acids. Gene Ontology annotation, biological process: regulation of DNA-templated transcription. The record is from RefSeq and is a predicted model, not a curated record. Gene Ontology annotation, molecular function: DNA-binding transcription factor activity; protein dimerization activity. Lineage: Eukaryota; Viridiplantae; Streptophyta; Magnoliopsida; Fabales; Fabaceae.
AUGGACACCAAUCAAAACACUAGUGCAUUCACAAAUGUGAACAGCACUUGGAAUCUCGAAAAGAAGGAAACAAAUGAACAACAACAUGACCAUGUUAUUCUUCAAAUCCAAGACCACCAAAUCCCUAUGGGUUCUGGGAUGUGGCCUAACAACUACCACCACAACCACCACCACAACCUCCUUCAAAUUCAUCAAACACCAACCUCAUCAUCAUCCAUCAUAGCACCACCCUCCUCCUCACCAUCAGGGUUCCUCAGUGACAUACUAGGUGUUCACAACAUAGAAGAAGAUGAAGAACCAGAAGAAGAGUUAGGAGCCAUGAAGGAGAUGAUGUACAAGAUCGCUGCUAUGCAACCAGUGGACAUCGACCCUGCCACCAUCCGAAAACCAAAGAGGAGAAACGUUCGCAUCAGUGACGACCCUCAAAGUGUUGCUGCACGGCACAGAAGAGAGAGAAUCAGUGAGAAAAUCCGCAUCCUCCAAAGACUUGUCCCUGGAGGAACCAAAAUGGACACAGCUUCAAUGCUUGAUGAAGCCAUUCGCUAUGUUAAGUUCUUGAAGAGACAAAUCAGGUUGCUCCAAUCCAUUCCUCAAACUCAACACCCUUCACAACCACCGCAAUGCAUUGGUGGCGUUGCUAGUACUCAUGCUAGCACCUUGUUGUUAGCCCCUUCUUGUGAUUGGCCUUUUGCACCAAAUGUGUUACUCAGUUCCACCGCCGUCACUGCCGCCUCUUCUUCCUCCAUGGACAUACCGGCCGGACUCGGUUUCGAUGCCGGCGGGCAUGGCCACAGUCAUGCUUGUGAUGGCUCCUCCAGCUUCAAUCAUCACGAGGUAAUCAGUGAAUAA